UUCAUUCAUGUUUUACGCGAGAUCGAGAAUCAAUCUGUGCGUGAUUAUCAGUGAAUUGAUGAAACGUUGCGCUGGAAGAAUAGUACUGCAUAAAAUAAUAUAAUUUUGUUUUAGGAAGUUCCGUUCUAAAUAUAUCACAUAAGAUGAGUGAAUGAGUUUAUUCAUGAAAUUUCAGGCUGGAAAGUGAAAUGAAUCAAUGAAUUACAUGUGCGUACGUGGUCAAAUGAUCAUGGAGCCUGAAGAGAGACAUUCCUGCGGCUGCGAUCAUGGAAAACUGUUUGAUGCAGAUUGUGAUCGAGGAAUAAAUAAACAAAUAAUUAUACCGCCAUUUUGUGGAAAUCUAAAAUCAAUAUUUUCCAGAAAUUGUGCGUGUGGCGUUUCUAGAAAUCAUGGUGGUAUGCAUUGCGAUGCCGAUUGCUCCUGUGCGAUACCAGAAUUUAGAAGCUCUCCCGAGAGAGAUGAUAAUUGUGUGGAAUUAGAAAAAACUUCCCGUGUAAUGAGAAACUUGUACCUGAACGAUGAUGUCAGAUGGAAAAGGAACUCGCAGCAUGAAACGUGUUCUAACAAGAGAUCCGUUAAUGUCGGUAAUACUAUUGGUGAUAAGUUAGAGGAACGAUUGCGUUCUCCUCAAGUCACAUGCAGUGAACAUUCGGUGCAUUAUAGUCAUUUAAGUAACCCAUCAACCAAUACCAAUGUAAAUCCGAUGUUCGGAGGACGUUCAAAUUCUAUUUCUUCCUCAAUGCCGUCACUAGCGACGAAAAGUUCCUGUUUUAUUAAAGAAAAACCCACGGAAAAUUUAUCUCAAUUAAAUUUACUGACAAGUUCCGGCAGUUGCUGGAACGCGAGUAUACGAGCAAGACUAUUUUCAAUUCUUGGCCUCUUCUCUGGGCAUCCAUAUAAGAAAAAAGAUCGCCAGUCGCACAAUUCGUCGAAUUUUUCACCCCAGAAGCUGCAGGUCCGGAAAUGGCAAUUAAUUUUCGCUAUGUUUACUCUGCUGAACUGUUUCUCAGGCGCUGCAUCGCAAUGCGACGUCUACGCCAGCGGCCUGGACCGAGUGGGCCGUGAAGUAGGUGCGGAGUACGUUCGCUGCACGGCUGGACGUCUCGUGUGGAAGUAUCCAAGGAACGGGCUACGGCUGCUGCUGCAGUCUCCUGAACCUGGCCGGGAGUUUCGAGGCUGUAUCAAAGCUGACGCAAACUUCGACGGCGCGCGAGUGAUGGUGGAGGGACAGCGCUCCCUGGUGCCUCUGCUCGACCCCCGCGACCAUCUCUCGCUACAGCAGCAGCGCUGCUUCUCGAGCUACGACGGACAAGUAGCGCUGUACUUGGAGGCAGCGCCACUGCCUACCGACCAGUUCCUGAACGCUCACACCGCAGCCUUCCAAUACGACCUGGAGCUGCUGCCUAGAGGAACCUACUACCAACCCGAUCAAGAAUGUCGGCCGUGUAGUGACGACGAACUCCUAGAAGCAGCGUGCACAGCCGAUAUUGUUUCUGUCGGCCGUCUUAUGUCGGUGGAAAUGGAUCCUGAGGAGGCGUUUGCGUUCGACGGAUCACACAACGCCAUCGAGAACGUCACACCUCCUUCCGCCAACGCUAACUUCCUCACGCCGAGCCCCCUAGCUCCCCUAAGAGGUCCUGAGCCGCUUCCCACUUGGAGUCACUCCGUGCUCAAAUUUGCAGCCUCCAAAAUUAUCCGCGAAUUAGCGGGUGACGAAAACGUUGAAGUGUUCAGGAAAGUGAGGGGAGGUGGCGUAGUGGCGUCGAUUAAAGUGCCGACCCACUGCGGUGUGAAGACUGGGCCUGGGAAUUAUCUUCUUAUGGCUAGAAUGAAACUUGGUGCGCCUAAAUUAAAAUGCAUCCCAAAGUUGAAUGACUUCAAAUCGUUGAUUGAAAGCAGAGGAUCUGAACUGCAUUGCUUAGUAAACUUUUGAGGAUAAACUUUUAGGUCGAUGUAGUCGGAGUUUAAAUUGCGCAAUGUUCUCCAACCACUCAUUUUCUAUGACAAUGCUGUCAAUCUCAAUUUUGCAAUUAAUUUAGGGAAAAUUACAUUCCUUUCAAGUGCAAUCUAAGAAGUUCGUAAGAAAAAACACUUGAGUGACUGUCCGGUCCGUGAGUAGUCCACUAGCUUUUAAUGCCCGUGAAUCGUAGCUGCAAUUUUCACAGGACUGAUGUGAUGUGCUGAAAAGGCAGCCUUUGUAUACUGGUACACCCUUUAAAUUUCUUCAUAAUCAUUGAAUGAUAUUAGAAAAUGUAUUUCAUGACUUGCUUAAAUUACUCAAUGUAUUGACUCAUUGAUAUUACUUAAUUCGCGUGUAUAGCUCAAGUUGAGCUCUCACUCAAGAACUGCUGCCAAUUAAGAGUUGCCGUAUCAGCUCUGUGCUGAAGUUGUUGCUUCAUCACAGAUAUCGAAAAUUGCCAUCUAAGAAAGCUGCUGUAUAAAAUCGCAUAGAAAAAUUCUCGAAAAUGGCCUGAACUUGUGUUUUUUUUUUGGCCUAAUAAUAUCAGUUUAAUUUGGGACGUAAUUUGUAUAAUUAUAUGUUAUUCCUGUCUGUUGUGUGAUGCAGGUAAUACGGCCAGUAGCUCGUUUAUAUAUUGGAGGAUAACUGAAUAAAUUUCUACCGGUUCCAACAGUUGCUUUAUGUCGUCAUCAUCUUAUGUGACAAGCUUUUGAUGUAGACCGGUGUUCCUAACUCAAUUUUUCCAAGUUAUGGUUAAUUAAUUGUGCCAAUUCCUUUGAAAAACCAAAUUAAAUUUUUAUUUUGCUUAUGCUCACCGUACAUCAUAAACAAAAUCGAGUCACCUUUCUACGUGAUCAUUUAAAUAUCUAUAAAUACUUGCACCAUAACUUAAGAUAGUAACAGAGAUGGUCUUCAGCUGUACAUACUGCAUUAUAGCCGCUUCGUAGUAUCCUUGCUGUUGUCUGUCCUAGGAUAAACUUUCUCAGUAGUUACCUUACUUUCCUGCUGUCUGUGUGACGUGUCACCAGCAGCCGUGCGUUCGUAGUGCCAUAGUACCGAUAUAGUGACUGCUUCCACCGAGCCUCUGAGGACACCAGGCCUUUUACAAGUGCGGCCACAAUCGUUCAUAUUAAUCAAUAUGAGCGAUCAAUAUUAAUCAAUAUCAUCACUAUCUCUCGUACUCGUAUUAUUCAAUACACUUUGAGAAAUAAAAAAAUUCUGUUUUGCUUAAAUUUCUGUGCCAUCGGCUUUCUUUUGUCGUGCAUCGAAAGUUAUUAAAUUGAUGGACGUUUCUAGGCACAUCAAAUGUUCAGUAGACAAAUCAGAAUUUUAUGUACUUUUGUAAUUGAAAAACCAACGUCCGAUGAGGCUGGAGUAUUUACUUUAUUAAAUGUGAAUAAUGUUUGUAAAGAGAUUAAUGUAGAGCUCAAGAAUGUAUAUUUAUAUUUUCGCUAGUUAGCACGAUCGGCAAAACCUUUGCAUCUCGUAUUAUAAUAUUUUAGGAUAUAAUUAGUUAGACGGUACCGACUUAAAAUGCGCCAAUGCCAAUUAUAAUAAUAUUUUUCAUCGCAAUUUAGUAAUAAUUAACUAUGGAACCGUACAUAAAAAGGAAUACUAGAUUUUGGCACCACCUUGGCUAUGCUGUGUUUUGUGUGUUCGAUCGUUGUGGCCGGCAGGCAUUGCAUGUAAAUAUAAGCUUGCAGAAUUAAUGGAUCUCUAUUGGCUGAAGUGACAUGGACGAUUUGCAUCCUGUGAUGUGAGUGAUCUCCCGUCCUGCUCACCGCGCCGAUAUUCUGCUCAGCCUUAACCGCCGUAUUAAUGAACUACUCUUUAACUCCCGAUCAUUUACACAGAAUACAAACGAAACUGAA
Hyalella azteca is the source of this 3831-nucleotide messenger RNA. RefSeq lists its product as uncharacterized. NCBI's taxonomy places the organism in Eukaryota, Metazoa, Arthropoda, Malacostraca, Amphipoda, Hyalellidae. The transcript has 5 exons. The record is from RefSeq and is a predicted model, not a curated record. Gene Ontology annotation, molecular function: hormone activity. Bases 197 to 1933 code for a protein of 578 amino acids.